AUGGACAUCGUGCAGGCCGUCUCCGGCUACAUCACCAAGAUGGUGUCGGCCGGAGACAGCGCCGCUGCAGGCACCUCUGCCGCCAAGAUGAAGAUUCUCCUGCUCGACAAUGAGACUGUUGCGAUAAUCUCUACCGCCACAACCCAAUCCGCAUUGCUCAACCAUGAAGUCUACCUUACCGACCGGUUAGACAACCAGACGCGUGAGAAGAUGCGCCAUCUUCGCUGCCUAUGCUUCGUGCGCCCGUCGCCCGAGUCCAUACAAAGCUUGAUUGAGGAGCUGCGGGAGCCCAAAUAUGGGGAAUACCACAUAUAUUUCAGCAACAUCAUCAAGAAAUCCUCGCUCGAACGGCUGGCGGAGGCAGACGAUCAUGAGGUGGUGCGAGCCGUGCAGGAAUACUUUGCCGACUUUCUCGUCAUUAACCCCGACCUGAUGUCUCUAGGCCUCGGGUUCCCACUCCACAGGAUAUGGAGUACUAGCUCGGACUCGUGGAACCAGGAUGCUCUGCAACGGUCGACCGAAGGCGUCAUGGCGCUGCUCCUUGCGCUGAAGAAGAAGCCGUUGAUUCGAUAUCAGAAGAACAGUCUGCUAGCUAAGAAAUUGGCGACAGAGGUCCGGUAUCACAUGACCCAGGAGGAUCAGCUCUUUGACUUCCGGAAAACUGACACCCCUCCCAUUCUCCUCAUCGUUGACCGCAGGGACGACCCAGUCACCCCACUGCUAACGCAAUGGACGUACCAAGCAAUGGUCCACGAGCUGCUUGGCAUUCACAACGGCAGAGUAGAUUUGCGAGAUGUGCCGGAUAUCAGGCCAGAGCUAAAGGAAAUUACUCUCGCGCCAGAUCAAGAUCCCUUCUUCAAGAAGAACAUGUAUCUCAACUUCGGCGACCUGGGACAGAAUGCGAAGGAAUACGUCGAACAAUUCGCGUCAAAGCAGCAAGGUUCACAGAAGCUCGAUUCCAUCGCAGACAUGAAGCGCUUCAUCGAGGAUUUCCCUGAAUUCCGCAAGCUGUCUGGAAACGUUACAAAGCACGUCACCCUUGUCGGCGAGCUCAGCCGGAGAGUCGGAGAGGACAAUCUACUUGAUGUAAGCGAGCUGGAACAGAGUCUGGCCUGCACAGAUAAUCAUUCCAACGACGUCAAGUCGCUACAACGCAUCAUCCAAGACCCCAAGAUACCAGCCGGCAACAAGCUACGCCUGACGGCGAUUUAUGCGCUCCGCUACUCGAAGCACUCGUCAAAUUCCACGCCAAUGCUCCUCGAUCUGCUUGCAGUCACUGGCGGCCUUUCGCGACAUCGGAUCAACCUUAUCAACAAGCUCUUAGCCUAUCAUAACUCCCUACAAGCAUCGACCGUUGCCGGCGGAAUGCCGGAUCUGUUCCAACCAGGUUCCUUCUUCGGCGGUGCACGAGAUCGAUUCAAGGGCCUGAAAGGCGUGGAAAACGUCUAUACCCAGCAUUCACCGCGCUUAGAAACGACACUGCAAGACCUGAUCAAAGGUCGACUCAACCAACAAGUCUACCCAUUCGUUGAAGGCGGCGGAUCGACAAAAGAUAAGCCUCAAGACAUACUCAUUUUCAUGGUUGGCGGGACGACGUACGAGGAGGCCAAGAUGGUAGCGCAAGUCAACGCCAGCUCGCCGGGCGUGCGAGUGGUUCUUGGAGGCACCACGGUGCACAACAGCUCAACAUUCCUGGAGGAGGUUGAAGACGCGGUAGGGUCUUGGCCCGAGCCUGCGCCGUUAACAGCAGCAGGUCGGUUGCGGAGAGAAGUUGGGAGGUAA
Trematosphaeria pertusa is the source of this 1782-nucleotide messenger RNA. RefSeq names its product vacuolar protein sorting-associated protein 45. NCBI's taxonomy places the organism in Eukaryota, Fungi, Ascomycota, Dothideomycetes, Pleosporales, Trematosphaeriaceae. The record is from RefSeq and is a predicted model, not a curated record. Gene Ontology annotation, biological process: intracellular protein transport; vesicle-mediated transport. Gene Ontology annotation, cellular component: Golgi membrane. The transcript is spliced from 5 exons. The coding region runs from base 1 to 1782 and encodes 593 amino acids.